Messenger RNA from Drosophila virilis, 1863 nucleotides. It is a transcript of the gene Tpc2, whose product is annotated as Thiamine pyrophosphate carrier protein 2. Gene Ontology annotation, biological process: thiamine pyrophosphate transmembrane transport. Gene Ontology annotation, cellular component: mitochondrial inner membrane. The record is from RefSeq and is a predicted model, not a curated record. NCBI's taxonomy places the organism in Eukaryota, Metazoa, Arthropoda, Insecta, Diptera, Drosophilidae. Gene Ontology annotation, molecular function: thiamine transmembrane transporter activity.
CUUGGCAGCUGUCAAACCCGGCCACGCGAGGCUGCCAGCUAAACUUCCGCUGGGCCAUCGUUCUUUCGUUCUCAGAUCGUCUUCGUGACCAGAAGGAAAAUGAGAGCUAAGUGGCGUAAGAAGCGUAUGCGUAGGUUGAAGCGUAAGCGCAGGAAGAUGCGUGCAAGGUCUAAGUAAACGCACCACGCCAUCGACCAUUUUCGUGGAACUUCUGACGUACAAAAAUGAACAUGCCGACUGGGCAACUUGAGGCCCGAAGUAAUUGCAAAAUUAGUUUUCAAACCAGAAAAUAAAUGUGCUUUACAAAAUAUUCACUUUGAAAUUUCCCUUUGAGAAAACUUGCUAAAUAAAUUACUGGUUUACAAAAGUUCCACAAAACGAAAAAAAAAACAAAAAAAAAAAAUAACAUUUGUGUUGAGUUGCCAAGACGGAGGAAAAAUAAAAAACGUUAUUUCCGAGCGUGCUUUUUCAACAUAACCAAAUUCCCAUGUAUUCACAUGUGUAAGUGUGCCGCUUGCAUGUGUGUGUGUGUGAGUUGAAUUGAACUGAACUAAGCGUCUUAUCGCAACUGCCAAGAAGUCAUAAAGCCAGCCCACAAUGCGAAUCUUUUGUAUUUAGAUACAGUACAAAAAUACCACCGGAAAAUUUAUUCUACCAGGUGGCCAUUUACGGGACUCUUGGACCUCUAAACCCUAGCGGACGGGACAACGGUCUAUACCAGAUAUGAGAGAUAAACCACCCAAGUCGUCCACGAACUCGACGCAUGUUCAAAUGCUGCAGGCGAUUGGAGGUGGUGUUUCCGGGGCAAUAACACGAUUUGUAACGCAGCCGUUUGAUGUGCUAAAGAUACGAUUCCAAUUGCAGGUGGAGCCGUUGAAGAGGAAAUCGUUAAAUUCAAAAUAUAGCGGAAUGUUGCAUGCGUUCUCCAGCAUCUAUCGGGAGGAGGGGCUGCGCGGCGUUUGGAAGGGUCACAUGGCCGCCCAAAUGAUGAGCAUCACGUACGCCCUGGUGCAGUUCUGGUCGUAUGAGCAACUGCAUCAGGCCGCCUAUCAAACAAAAUUCUUUAACGAUCAUCCGCAUCUCAGCUAUUUUAUGUGCGGCGGCCUGGCCGGCUGCAUGGGCACAAUAUUGGCGCAGCCAUUCGAUGUGAUCCGCACCCGGGUGGUGGCCGCCGAUCCGGGCAGUCUUGCCGGAUCGCUGAAGCCGGUGUCUGGCGUUGGCAAAAUAUUCAAAAAGGAGGGCAUACGCGGCAUCUCAAGCGGCAUGAUGAUGACCCUAAUACAGAUCUAUCCGCUGGUGGGCGCCAAUUUCGUCAUCUAUAAGUUCUGCAAUCGUCUGGCCAUCACCCUGAACGGUUACUUCCAUGGCGAUCCCACGCCCAAGCAUACAAUACCCGGCGCCCUGUUGUUUUUCAAUGGUGCCAUUGCCGGCGUUCUAUCCAAGAUGCUGGUCUACCCGGCCGAUCUGAUCAAGAAACGAACCAUGCUCAGCCACUUCCAGCACGAUCGCAAGACAUUCGGCAGCAAUCCCAACUGCGACACGAUAAUGCACUGUAUGCGCACCACGUUCGAGAAGGAGGGCUGGCUGGGCUUCUACAAGGGUAUGCUGCCCACGCUGUACAAGUCGGGCGUCAUGUCCGCCUUCUAUUUUACCAUAUACGAUUAUUUUAAUCGCAACAUUACCAUGCCCUAUCAGAAAUACGAGCAGGGCUUGAAGGAGAAGGAGGAGGAGCAGAAAACUGACAAAGUGACAAAGGAGAAGAGGGACUACGAGAAGGAGAUGAAGAAGGAGAACAGGUCCGGUGUCAAGAAAUCUGUGAAAUAAUUGAAACCCUCUUGAAAAGUAAACAACUAUUACAAUAUA